Molecule: messenger RNA, 2361 nt
Organism: Fragaria vesca subsp. vesca
Lineage: Eukaryota; Viridiplantae; Streptophyta; Magnoliopsida; Rosales; Rosaceae
Product: protein NSP-INTERACTING KINASE 3-like
Exons: 11
Coding region: 228-2117 (629 amino acids)
Biological process (GO): protein phosphorylation
Molecular function (GO): protein binding; ATP binding; protein kinase activity
Source: RefSeq, a predicted model, not a curated record
UAAGGAUUUUGGUAUCCGGGUAUUUGUUUGUUCAGAAAGUCCGUGACUUUGGUUUGAAGCAAGAGCAGUGCUGGUGGGACUGUGAUUCUGAGGCUGCAGUUGUGUCUGGAUAAGGCAAAUAUCAUACAUUCAUGUGGGAAUGGAUGGUUGGUUGUGCUGGUUUUGAGUAGUGGCUUUGCUGGUUUUGAUUUUAAUGAACAGAGAGAAAGAAAGAGAGUUUUUAUGAUAUGGGAACAAUGAGUGGUUUGUUGAUGUUCUUGUGGAAGGUGGGUUUACUUGUUUUGGUAUUGGCUGAUGCUUCUUCUGCAACUCUCUCUCCUACUGGUGUAAAUUAUGAAGUUGAAGCUUUGGUGGCUAUAAAAAGUGAUCUAAUUGAUCCACACAAUGUUUUGGAGAACUGGGAUAGUAACUCUGUAGAUCCUUGUAGCUGGAGGAUGGUUACUUGCACACCUGAUGGCUAUGUAUCUGCUCUGGGACUGCCUAGCCAGAACUUGUCUGGUAUCUUAUCUCCUGCGAUUGGAAACCUCAGUAACUUGCAAUCUGUGCUGCUUCAAAAUAAUGCAAUUUCAGGCCCCAUUCCCGCUUCAAUUGGGAAUUUGGAGAAGCUUCAGACACUUGAUCUCUCCAAUAAUAAUUUCAUUGGUGGCAUACCAGACUCCUUGGGCAACCUAAAGAACCUGAACUAUCUGCGGUUAAACAACAACAGCCUUACAGGAUCAUGUCCUGAUACUCUGUCCUCGGUUGAAGGUCUCACUCUGGUGGACCUUUCUUUCAACAAUCUUAGUGGCUCCUUGCCAAAAGUAUCUGCGAGAACUUUCAAAAUUGUUGGUAACCCUUUGAUUUGUGGCCUGAAGGCCGAGAACAACUGUUCUGCUGUCUUGCCGGAGCCAUUAUCUUUCCCACCUGAUGCUCUAAACGCUCAAUCAGACUCUGGGACUCAACGCCACCAUUUGACUGUAGUAUUUGCUGCAAGCUUUGGUGCUGCUUUUGCUGUCAUAAUAAUAAUUGGGUUACUUGUUUGGUUGCGAUAUAGACACAACCAGCAGAUAUUCUUUGACCUCAAUGAUCAAUAUGACCCUGAAGUAUGCUUGGGUCAUUUGAGAAGGUAUACAUUUAAGGAGCUCCGGACAGCAACAGACCAUUUUAACUCUAAGAACAUUCUUGGAAGAGGUGGCUUUGGUAUUGUAUUCAAGGGAAUUUUGAAUGAUGGGACACUGGUGGCAGUUAAAAGGCUGAAGGAUUACAACACUGCUGGCGGUGAAAUUCAGUUUCAGACAGAAGUUGAGAUGAUAAGUUUGGCAGUCCAUCGGAAUCUUCUGAGGCUUUGUGGGUUCUGUUCAACCGAGAAUGAAAGACUUCUUGUUUACCCGUACAUGCCCAAUGGAAGUGUAGCAUCUCGAUUAAGAGAUCAUAUUCAUGGUCGUCCAGCUAUAGACUGGGCAAGGCGAAAAAGAAUAGCCUUAGGUACGGCCAGGGGGUUGGUUUAUUUGCACGAGCAGUGUGACCCCAAAAUUAUCCACCGUGAUGUUAAAGCAGCCAACAUUUUGCUAGAUGAAGACUUUGAAGCAGUUGUUGGAGAUUUUGGGUUGGCAAAGCUUUUGGAUCACAGAGAAUCACAUGUAACCACUGCGGUACGGGGCACUGUUGGCCAUAUCGCUCCAGAGUACUUGUCAACCGGUCAAUCAUCAGAAAAGACUGAUGUUUUUGGCUUUGGAAUCUUGCUCCUGGAGCUAAUAACAGGCCAAAAGGCUUUGGAUUUUGGAAGAGCUGCAAACCAGAAGGGUGUAAUGCUUGAUUGGGUUAAGAAGCUCCAUCAGGAGGGGAAGCUAAAUCUGAUGGUAGAUAAAGAUCUAAAGGGUAAUUUCGACCGGAUUGAGCUUGAAGAGAUGGUUCAAGUUGCCUUGUUAUGUACUCAAUUUAAUCCUUUGCACCGCCCAAAAAUGUCUGAAGUACUAAAGAUGUUAGAAGGGGAUGGUUUGGCCGAGAAAUGGGAAGCCUCACAGGGGGUUGAGACACCAAGGUUCCGGUCAUGUGAACACCCUCCUCAAAGAUACUCAGAUUUUAUAGAUGAAUCUUCACUUGUGGUAGAAGCUAUGGAGCUUUCUGGCCCGAGGUGACAAGUAGGUUUUAUCUACCUAUUACCACUUUCUUCGCUAAGUUGCUCAACUUUGAAAUGAGAAGAAAUAUCUGAUUGUUGAUAGUUGUUGAACGCAUGUACUUAAUCUGUAAAAAUGAGAAAGGAAAGUGAUGUAAAAUCAUCUUCUUCUGUGUUGGAAGCUCAAUUGCUUUGAUUGAGCGUCUCACAGAUACUUUGGCUUUGCAUUAGAAAUUAGAAAAUUGUCGUCUGUAUGUUUGCAUCUA